AUGGCUGCCAGGCACCAAGCGGAGCAAGAGAAUGAGGAGGAGGAAGAGAAGGAACAGCAGGGUCAGCGGGGGCUCAGCUUCAAAUGCCUCCGUUCUUUCCGACACAAGAUCAUUGAGGACAACUGGAGGAGGCAGCAGGACCCGGGCCUGGAGCCUGGCAGCAAGGAACCAGAGGAAAAGAAAAUCGCCCUGGAGCUGCUGGAGACAGAGCAGGCUUACGUCAACCGCCUCCACCUUCUCGACCAGAUAUUCUAUACAGAGUUGAUGAAAGAAGCCAAAAACGGGAAGACGGUCCCGGAGGAGGUGGUGAAAAUGAUCUUCUCUAACAUCUCUUCCAUCUAUCAGUUCCACGCCAAGUUCUUCCUGCCAGAGCUGCAGAAGCGCAUGGAGGAUUGGAGCUGCAACCCGCGGAUCGGGGAUGUGAUCCAGAAGCUUGCACCAUUCCUCAAGAUGUAUGGCGAAUAUGUAAAGAACUUCGACAAGGCCGUGGAGCUCAUCACUGUCUGGUCGGAGAAAUCCCUGCCCUUCCAGGAGCUAAUUGCUGACAUCCAGAAGAGGAAGGUCUGCGCUAACCUAACACUGCAGCACCACAUGCUGGAACCUGUGCAGAGGAUCCCACGCUACGAACUCCUCCUGAAAGAUUAUGUCCGAAAACUACCGCCUGAGUCCCCAGACCGGGAUGAUGCAGAGAAGGCCCUGGAGAUGAUUUUUAUGGUGGCCAAGCACUCAAACGCAGCUAUCGCCGAGAUGGAACGACUGCAGAACCUCUGGGCAGUCUAUCAGCGGCUGGGCCUCGAGGACGACAUUGUGGAUCCCUCCAACGAGCUGAUCAAGGAGGGGCCAAUCCAAAAAAUCUCCACCCGCAACAACAGCACAUCGGAGAAGUACCUGUUCCUGUUCAACAACAUGCUGCUGUACUGCGUGCCCAAGGUCAUCCAGGUGGGCGCCGAGUUCCAGGUCCACCUCCGCAUCAACGUGGAUGGCAUGAAGGUGCGGGAGCUGAACGACACGCAGUUCCCUCACACCUUCCUGGUCUCGGGAAAGCAGCGGACGCUGGAGCUGCAAGCUAGGUCUGAGGAGGAGAUGAACGCCUGGAUCAAGGCCUUCCAAGAUGCCAUUGACAGGAAGGAGAAGAGAAGUGAGACCUUUACGACAGCAGUGCAUGGGCUGGAGACAGGCACCCCUCCAGAAGAGCUGGACCCCCAGACAGAAGAGCUGGGCCGCCGAGCCCCGCAGUGGGUGCGGGACAACCUAGUGACCAUGUGCAUGCGCUGCAAGGAGCCCUUCAACGCCAUCAUGCGCCGGAGACACCACUGUCGAGCUUGUGGAUACGUGGUGUGCGCUCGCUGCUCUGACUACAAGGCCGAGCUGCAGUAUGAUGGGAACCGCCUGAACCGCGUGUGCCAGCAGUGUUACGUCUUCCUGACGGGCCACGUGGUGCUCGAGGACCGGGAGGGGAAGCACAAAGGCAUCCUGGAGAAAGGAGCCGCAGAGGUAUCAGGCAGGAGUUUGCUGUGCAGUUCCCUGCAGCUGCUGGACAAGAACGGCAAGGGGGGCACGCGGGGCUGGUUCGUGAUCCCGCGGGAUGAUCCCCUCGUGCUGUACAUCUACGCGGCCCCCCAG
Molecule: messenger RNA, 1623 nt
Organism: Fulmarus glacialis (Northern fulmar)
Lineage: Eukaryota; Metazoa; Chordata; Aves; Procellariiformes; Procellariidae
Gene: FGD2
Product: FYVE, RhoGEF and PH domain containing 2
Exons: 14
Biological process (GO): filopodium assembly; cytoskeleton organization
Cellular component (GO): cytoplasm
Molecular function (GO): guanyl-nucleotide exchange factor activity; metal ion binding
Source: RefSeq, a predicted model, not a curated record